AUGAUUCUAGAAUUGUUGCUUGUAGUUCUCGGAACUUUCGGACACUUUUUGACACUUCGAAAUUUUCAAAGAAGAAUGGUUGGAUAUUCGAGAGUUAUUCUAAUUGUAUUGAGUUUUGCGAUGACUGUCAAUUUGAAUUUUGGAUUUUUCAAGAACUGGACCUCGAGUCAGAUUUUGGUUAUGAUUUUUAAUUAUGGUUUCAAGUUCACACAAAUGCUCACUUUCGUUCUUCAAUUGUUUUUUAGUUUUGAUCGAUUAUUAUUUAUCAGAUCUCCAAGGUUCUAUAAAACUAAAUUAUAUUUUUUGAUUUUCUUCGGAGUCUCAAUAAUCCUCAUUGGAAUAUCUCUAGGAUUCGUUUAUACCGUGAGUUGAAUAAACUUCGAAAAAUCAUUGAAUUCAAAAAAAUUCCAGACUCUUAUAAAUGGAUUACCUCAAAAAAUGAAUCCCUUAUGGUUAUCCUUCUAUAUUUCAAUCAUAGUUCUGAAUCUUCCCCUAGAUCUCAUGGCUAUGAAAAAUUCGAGAGACAAGUAUAAUCAAACCACUGGUUUUGAUUUGAAUGAACGAUUCAACUUAGCGAUUUGUUACGAGAUGACACGAUGUUUUGUUUUUGCGGCAAUUUUCAAUAUUCUCGUUCAGUUCAUAUUAAUUUGCAUAGGUUUUCUGGUUUAUUCCGAGAGAGUUGAUUUGAAUAUGAAUGAUUAUCGGAAGAUUAGCGAAAUCGCGUUUUCCUACGAAAUGUCGAUUUUUCCAUGGAUUAUUCUAGUGACGAAUCAAAAGUGGAGGAAGAAGGUUAGAACAAUGUUCAGCAGACGAUCGAAUAAAGUGCAUGUUGUGAAUUUAAAGGGACAGAGUCUUUUGACGAAUCCGACGCAGAAAGAUUAUUUUGAUCAAUUGGAAGUUGCUUGGAAUGUUUACACCCCCUGA
This is a messenger RNA of Caenorhabditis angaria, 924 nucleotides long. The record is from the annotation of a GenBank genome assembly. Lineage: Eukaryota; Metazoa; Nematoda; Chromadorea; Rhabditida; Rhabditidae.